Molecule: messenger RNA, 6696 nt
Organism: Lithohypha guttulata
Lineage: Eukaryota; Fungi; Ascomycota; Eurotiomycetes; Chaetothyriales; Trichomeriaceae
Exons: 2
Coding region: 1-6696 (2231 amino acids)
Source: RefSeq, a predicted model, not a curated record
AUGGACUUCAACAUAGACUUCGGAAGUACCGCAGGCUUCAAAUCGUACGCGAAGAAGAAGAAGGCUGCUGCUACCAGGUUCGAUCCAUUUGGUGGUGACGAUGGCAACGAAAAGAAGGGUGAUACUCCUUCGGGUGGUGCUGGUGGCAACGAUGAUGGCUUAGGUGGUGGUGAUGGUGGAGAUGCUGCUGAUGCUGGUGGAGGUGGCGACGAAAACAACGGGGGCAACGACGACGAUGAUGCAUGGGGCUUUAGCACUGGCAAGAAGUCAAAGAAGAAGAGCAAGAAGAAGCAAGAGGAGGAAGAGGAGGAGGAACGCAAGCGGAAAGAGGAGGAAGAGGCACAGGCCGCUCAGACCAAUAAUGCCGACCCUCUGAGCUGGGCUGACGACACAAACGCUGAAGGCAAUGAGGAUUGGACCAUGUCAUGGGGAGGUGCAAAGAACAAGGAUAAGAAGAAGAAGAACAAUGCUGUCCCUACAGUACCUGACCCACCACCGGCAACCUCAGCUUUCCAGGAUAUCAGCCUCGACGAUACUGCCCCUAAGCUCGAUUUCAGCUUUGAUGGUCUCAGUGGUGACAAAAAGAAUGAAGGCGGUGGCUUUGGUAGUGCUUGGGGCAAGACCUGGGGUUUCAACAGCACCGAUAAGGAAGACAAAAAGGAGGACGUUACCGAUCUUGGGUCAGGCAAUCCUUGGGGCUUCGGUGCGUCGAAAUCUAAGAAGAAAACGACAACAUCGUCCUUCGACUUUGGGGAUUUCAGCACUGGUACCGACAACGAUCUCACCUUUGCUGGCACGGAUGACGUGGUUGACACUAGAGCAGACGACGCUUGGGGGUUUGGAAAGAAGACGAAGAAGAAAGGAGGCAUCGAAGAGAUCAAAGAAGAGCCGGAGCCGGAGCAGAAAGAAGAGGACACGUGGGGAGGCUGGGGUGGUGCUAAGAAAUCUAGCAAGACCAAGAAGAAGGACACGUUCGAAGAUACCCUUUCCACGAAUACUACCGCUGACAAUGGAUUCGACUGGGGCUUCGGUGGCUCAAAGGACAAGAAAAAAGAUCUUAUUGACGAGGUCGAGGAGACCCCUGCAGCGAAACAAGACGAAGGCGACGACUGGAUGUCUGGCGCGUGGGGCACUGCUGCAAAGAAAAAGAACAAGAAGAAGGCGGACGAUUUGACCACGUCUGUUGAUUUGACUGGACAUGAUGAUCCACCGACGAACACGUUCGACACAGCGAAUGACGAUACUUGGGCCACGUUUGGAGCAGGCAAGAAAGACAAAAAGAAGGGCAAGAAAGGCCUUCUCGACGAUGAGUUCUCACCACUUCCCGAGGCUCCUGAACCUCCAUCAGCUGCUGAUCCGGAGUUUGAAGCAGCUAAAGAACCGCUUGUUGCAUGGGAUUUUGGCUUGAAUACGCGGGAGAAAAAGAAGAAGGAGAAAGAGAUGAGAAAUGACCAUACGUGGGACACUCGUGUCACUCAAGAAAUGGUCGAUGCUGCCGAGGCCGAAAAGAUCGCCACGUUCAGUGAACCUUCUUUUGAGCCGGAGUUUGAACCAGUGCCUGCCCAAGCAAAGGAACCGCUUGUAGCCUGGGAUGCCGGGCUGAAUAAAAGCGCUCAGAGGAAAAAGGAGAAACAGAUGAAACUCGAUGGUACUUGGGAUGAGCGUGUGACACAAGAAAUGGUCGACGCCGCUGAAAAGGAGGCCGCAACUGCCGCGGAGACAGCUGCUCUUGAACCUGAACCAGAGCCUAUCCCAGAACCAGAACCACCUCCACCACCACCUACGGAGAGACUCCCGUGGGAUCACGGCCUUUCUCCAAAGGAUAGACGAGCAAAGCAGAAGCAAAUGCAAAUGGAUAAUACCUGGGCAGAUCGUCUAACGCAAGAAAAGAUUGACCAGGAACAGGCCGAGGCGGAAGCAGCUGCAGCGAUGGCUAUUGUGGAGCCAGAUCUCGAUGACCAGCUCGAGCCAGAGCAAGAUGCGCCAGCAGACUCUACUCAAGACGCAACCCUGUUGGAAGACUUGUUGCCUUGGGACUACAUGCUUACGUCGAAGGAGAAGAAGAAAAAGCAGGCCGAAAUGAAAGCCGACGGCACUUGGGAUGACCGCCUCACGCAGGAGAAGAUUGAUCAAAUGAUCGCCGAUCGUGAUGCUAACGCAGCAGGAGACUUCGAAGCCGACAUGAAUCCUAUCGUUGAGCCUGACCUAUUAGCAGAACCAGAAACACGUCCAGAGGACUUAGUUCCAUGGGACUAUGGCUUGUCCACUAAAGAAAAGAAGAAAAGAGAAAAGGAAAUGAGAGCAGCUCUUACCUGGGAGGAUCGCCUUACGCAGGAAAUGAUCGAUGAGAAGAUCGCAGCCGCCAAUACAUUUGUCAAUGAUGACCCAGAGCCUGAGUUACCUACAGAGGGUAUCGAGGAUGCCGAGCAGGCCGCCCUUCCCGAAAGCCUAGAGGAAGCCGAGAAAUUAGUGCCAUGGGAUCAUGAUGUCGCUACCAAAGACAGAAAAAAGAAGGAAAGGCAGAUGAAAUUAGAGGGAACAUGGGAGAUUCGCCUCACUCAAGAAAUGAUCAACGAGAGAAUUGCUGCCGCAAAAGCAGCUGCCAAUGCUCAUGUCGACCCUGAGGUCGAACCGGAGACCUUACUUGAGCCUGAAAGCAAUGUGCCGACCGAGUCACUUGAGGAGCUUGAAAAGCUCGUGCCAUGGGAUCAAGGCAUGUCUAAGGUUGAAAAGAAGAGAAGUGAGAAGGUCAUGAAGCUCGAUGGCACUUGGGAGAGCCGGCUUACUCAAGAGAUCAUUGAUGAUAAGAUUGCUGCUGCUAAAGCUGCUACCGAAAAUCUAGAAACAGAGGCUGUCGCUGAAACCGAGCCUGAACCCGAAUCGAUACAGGAAGCCGAGCCUCGCUUACCAUGGGAUUAUGGUCUCACAUUGAGAGAGAAGAAAAAGAAAGAAAAAGAGAUGAAGGCUGACAAUACUUGGGAGGAUAGACUGACGCAAGAGAGAAUCGACGAGGAAGAAGCUGCAGCUAAACAGGCUGUACCUGAGCCAGAAGCAGAGCCGGAGCCGGCACUAGCUGUUCAAGAACCUGCAGACAGUGGGUGGAGUUUCGGAUGGGGUGCCUCAAAAUCAAAGCCUAAGAAGAAAUCCGCGUUUGAACCCGAACCGGAGAAGAUUGAGGAGAAAGCUGAAGAUGGUUGGGGAGGUGGAUGGGGAUUCGGCCUUGGGAAGGACAAGAAGAAAAAGGAUAAGGCCUUUGAGCCUGAACCUGAGCAUAUCCCAGAGCCGGAUCGUGAACCCGAACCAGUCGAAGUUGUUGCUGUGAAGGAGGACAAGAUCGGCGACAUUUGGAGCUCUGGCCUGACUUCCAAAGACAAGAAGAAAAAGGACAAGAGUACGAAGAAGAGCGAUCUUUUCGAACCCGUCGUGGAAGAUCCUGGCCCUACGCCGGUGGCCCCAGUGGAAGACGAUAUGUGGGCAGCAUUUGGCAAAGCAGAUAAAAAGUCUACAAAGAAGAGCAAGAAAGCAGCUGAGGAAGCUCCUCCUCCUCCAGUGCCAUCACCACCCGCACUUGGGCUUACUCCUGAGCCAGAUGUUGAUACAACAGCAAUUCCAUCAGUGGACGACUUCUCAUGGGGUGGUCUCGAUACUGGUCGAAAAUCGAACAAAUCCUUAGUGGAAGAUCCACCAGCCAAGAAAAGCUCGAGCAGUCUGUGGGGCUUUGGCUCAAGCGGUUCGACUACGAAGACCAAGAAAGAGAAGGAGAAAGAGGCCAAGGCUCAGAAAGAGGCAGAAGACCAGGCUCAAAGAGAAGAAGAUGAGCGAUUACAACAUGAGGCUGAAGAAGCGGAAGCAGCAGCCAAAGCUGAAGAGGAACGGGUGGCUGCCGAACAGGAAGCCGCCAAGGCUGCAAAGAAGACGAAGAGUAGUAAGUCGAGCAAAGGUGCAACUCCAAAGGUUGAAGAGAAGAAGCAGAGCAGCGACUUGCUUGAUCUGCUUGACGAACCACUACCAACUCCAGCCUCGUCCUCAUCAAAGCUCAAAAAGACUUCCACUCGAGGCAGCGACAAAAAGCUUGAGGAUGUUGUAGAGGAGAAUACCAAAACUGACUACUUUAAUUUCUGGGAUGCUAGCGGCAACACGAAGAAGACAGCUGGCAAGAAGGACACGAGCAGUAAAAAGGAAAUUAGGUCUUCCGUACUGACCAAUGACGAGGACGCGCUACUGGCCGAGCUAAAUGAGGACGAGAUUCAGGCAAUUCUGGACGACGCCCCAGCAACAACUUCUACCAAACCUGAAAAGACCAUGAGCAACGGGAAAUCCAAGGUAUCUUCUUCUAUCGCUGAUCGUAUCAAAGCUCUGGAAACUCCAGCACAACCUACUGGCAAAAAGUCGAAGACCUCUAGUGCUGCAUUACUCGAUCAGGAGGUGGAGGCAGAGAUCGCGCUAACCCCGAAAGAGGUCAAGAAGGCAGCUAAGGGCAAAGCAUCCACUAAGUCCUCGAAGACACAGGUCGACCAACCAUCUUCGCCACCACACGUCGAGAUUGAGGGGAAGAAGUCCAAAGACUCCGUGCCUGGAAGCUUUCCAGGCGGGUUUGGUGAUGACGACGACCUCUUGAUUGAUGAACCAGCUCCAGCAGUCGAAGCAGAAGCUGAAAAGCCCAAGGUCAAGAAGAGCUCGAAAGUCGACAAGAAGACGACAACGAAACCAGCGAAGAAGAAGACUUCCGAGGCUGUGACGUUCGCCGAGCCUGAGCUUGAGCCUGUUGAAGACGCAGAUCUUCUUGGGGAAACAGCGGAAGGGCCCAGUCCGCCGCCAGAAUCUGAGCAGAAGGCAACGAAGAAAGAACGGCCACGAGUUGAACGAUCCGCAACAACUUCAUGGGGAUUCUGGAGUGCAGCGCCAACUCCAACUCCUAAGAAGCCAGUCAGAUCAAAGACUCUGGAGGACAUCUCGCCACCAAGCACGAGAAACGCCCAAAGCGUGUCUAGGUCGAAGAGCACGAAGGUAUCGAAGGAGAAAGAAGUUGAGGAAAAGGCUUCAAAGACAUCCGGGUCCGACAAAGAGGUCAGCGCCAAAUCAACCGAGCGACCAAAAGCUGGCCGGGGCAUGGGCUUCGCAAGUUUUAUGCUAGGUGCUGCACCACCAUCUGCGAUGCGGCCCGGCAACACCGAACGCCGACGUAGCACGACGGGAUCGAAGUCGUCCUCCAGGCGACAAUCUAUGGCUGAUAGCGGACUUAUAUCACCGCCACCUGAUGAUGAUGGUAUCAUUACGUCCAAGGCAGCAAAGCUAAUGGGUCUUACCAGUGGAAAGCCCUCUCGGCGAUCUUCUACUAAGGAUAAAAGCAGAUCGUACGUCGAUCCAUAUCCGAUAGAUGACGAUGAUAUGGUCAUGAUCAAUUCGAAGGAUGCCGAAAAGACUCCUACGAAAUCUAAGCCCAAGCCCAAGAUUGUCACUGAUGUCAAGAAGAGUUCGACAAAGCCACGCAGUAAGACAAUCUCAGGCGAUGAGGACAUGGUCAUGGUCGAUUCACCGCUUGCAAUAGAUUCGGCGAACGAUGACAUUGAGAGGCCGAGGUUACAACGCAGCAAUACUGGCAGUAAGAAGGUUGGUGGCUUGUUCGGCAGCCUUUUCGGUGGUGGUGCAAAGUUGGCGGAUCGAACGCGAUCCACUCCAGCUACUGACAACGAGGAUAAUGCCACACCGGUACGAUCACGAGCAAAUUCACAACGACGCUCACGAGUUAUCAGUCCAGCUGAUGGGUUUGCUGCCGAUGCACCAGGUGAAACAGAUGCUGAUGUGGUAAAGAAGGAGCGUCGAGCCAGAAGAGCCGCUGCUGAGAGAGCCGAAGAAGAAGAGCGCCUAGCUCGAGAGCAGCGUCGUCGUGAGAGGCGAGAUCGUGAAAAGGCUGACAUUGAGGCACGACGAGAAAAAGCUCGUGAGCAAGCUAGAAAGGAGAGGGAAGCGGAGGAAUCACGUAAGGAAGAACGCCGUGCACGACGACGAGAGAAAGAGGUGGCCGAACGCGAACGAGAAGCACGAGAGUUGGCUGAAAUUGAAGCUGCCGCUGAGCGAAGAAGAGAAGAACGAAGAAAGUUGAGAGCGCAACUUGAGGCUGAAAACGGGAUUAAGCCAUUGAGCAAGGACGACCGCCGUCGAACUUUUGCUGGUGAAGAGGAAGCACGAAGAGACAUAAACGAAGAUCGAAAGCCUCGGACCAAGACAUCAGCACGAAAGUCAACACCUCUAAUGGCCGAGUACCACGAGUCUCGGUCUGGAAGUGGUCGCGGCAUCAAACCACCUGAGAAUAAGACCAGCUCGUGGAUCGAUUCUCAGAAAGACGAACCACCCGAGCUACCUCCGGUAGAGCCUACAGUUCUUGAUGAGAGUGGACAAAGGGCAAGACCAGUGGAUGACCAUGACUCUGAGCGACGUCGUCGUCGCAAGGACAAGUAUGCUGGUAUGACGGAUGACGAAAUCGCCAUCGCCCGAGCAAAGAGAAGAGAAAGACGCAUCGUCGAAAAAAGCAGCAGUGGUGGCAGUGAUGAGAAGGAUCCAGAUCGAAAAAGAUCAUCCAAGCGACACAGCAAGAUUUACGAGGACGACUUUUACGCUCAUGCAGACCCAGUGAAGACAUACGAUGGAAGACCUCAACAGACGAAGCGAACUAGUUUCUUGGGCAAGUUCUUCUAG